UAACCCGACUCGCGGUGAAGAAUUUGUGAGGCACAUUUGCCCGUCAUCUUACGAUAGAAGGUACACAAUUACAAUCGAAAAUUGUACAUGAAAGUGCGGUUUUUGAGACAGAAAACGUUUUUUGUUUGGUGAGUGUGUAUUAAAACUAAUUAAAACAAUGUUCCUGACGCGAUCCGAAUACGACAGAGGCGUGAAUACGUUUUCGCCGGAGGGCAGGCUUUUCCAGGUCGAAUAUGCUAUAGAGGCAAUUAAACUCGGCUCCACUGCGAUUGGGAUAAAGACCUCUGAAGGCGUAGUCCUGGCCGUGGAGAAGAGGAUCAAAUCGCUUCUGAUGGAGCCGAAGACAAUAGAGAAAAUCUUAGAGAUAGACCACCACAUCGGUUGUGCUGUGAGCGGUCUGAUGGCCGACUCGAGGACCCUCGUAGAACACACAAGGCUCGAGUGCGCCCAGUACACGUUUGUAUACGGUGAGAAGAUGAGCGUUGAAUCAGUCGCACAGGCUUCUUCGAACCUUGCUAUCAAGUUCGGAGACUUUGAGGACGACGAGGUAGUCAUGAGCAGGCCGUUCGGAGUCGCCAUCAUGUUUGCAGGCUACGAUGACAAAGGGCCGCAGCUGUACCACGUCGACCCUUCGGGCACUUUCCUGCGGUUCGACGCCAAGGCGAUCGGCUCAGGGAGUGAAGGCGCUCAACAGAGCCUUGAGGAACACUACACCAAAUCGAUGACGCUCCAUGAAGCAAUCAAGCUCGUCCUGCUCAUCCUCAAACAAGUCAUGGAAGAAAAGCUCAACGAGUCCAACGUCGAAAUUGCCACCAUCACCAAGGAGAACUUGUUCAAAAUGUUCACGAAGGAAGAUGUCGCGAAGAUACUCGUCGAACUCGAAGGCGUCGACUUGCAAUAACACCAUCUUUAAGCCUUGAAAAAUAUAUUUUUUACACUUUUUUUCUCCAAAUUAAUUUUGUUCUGUUAUUGAAAAACAAAAAAAAAAUUGUAAAACAUUUCUGGAAAAUAAAACUUCUUUUU
This is a messenger RNA of Cimex lectularius (bed bug), 1023 nucleotides long. RefSeq names its product proteasome subunit alpha type-5 (gene Prosalpha5). NCBI's taxonomy places the organism in Eukaryota, Metazoa, Arthropoda, Insecta, Hemiptera, Cimicidae. Gene Ontology annotation, biological process: proteasome-mediated ubiquitin-dependent protein catabolic process. The coding region runs from base 158 to 901 and encodes 247 amino acids. Gene Ontology annotation, cellular component: nucleus; proteasome core complex, alpha-subunit complex; proteasome core complex. The transcript has a single exon. The record is from RefSeq and is a predicted model, not a curated record.